CUUGGUCCUGUUGUGCCUGUGCCGGGCCAUUCAGUCAUUCAGUGUAGUGUAUAUGGACACGAGAGGUGUAAUUAAGGGCUUGCACAAUUGGUCGUCUGUUUUUAUGUAUGAAUGUACUCCGACUUGUAUACCUGAAUGUAAAUGAAUAGUGACAUUUUAACUUUGGAAUGUGUAAGCUUGAGUGAACAUAUAUUUAUUUUACAAAUUCUGUUGUUAUUGUAAACAAGUGAUUACUGUGUGGGUUUCUCUGCAGGGAAGUUGUUCGUGACUGCUUGUGUCAAUGGCGACAGAUCACCUCGGUUGACGUAUAGUGUUUUAUAAUAUUGUACUCGUGAAGAUAUCGGAACUUGUUUAGUUAAUAUUUACUGAGUUAAACUAGAUAUCUUUUUUUGCGAAGCACAAAUCAUAAAUACUUAGACGUGAGUGGGAGUGGAUAACCAGUAUGUGGAGGGCAUUUUGUGUGUCAUAUUGUUGCAACUCAGAGCAAUGAAGUUAACAGAAACGUAACAUUUCCAGUGAUAAUCAGCCGUGCAGCUUUUGGAAUCGAUAAUUUGUCACCGAAUCUUAUAGUGGAAUGUUAAAAUCACACGAAAUAAACGCUGAUAAAUUAUUUACAACACAUGUUGCUUACAGAUGGUGGACAUUUUGCAAGUGUAGUUUGUGCUAGCCUAUAUGAUUUGACAAUGAACGUAUUUAUGUCUCAGAGCUUCGGCUUAGAAUUCGUUAUAUGAGCAGAUGAUUAUAAAAAUCAACAGGAUACACCUUAGAACCAGGGGUCCCAUAUGACGUGACAGGGAGCGAGCAGUAUGCAAGUAGUUUUGCACCUGCUCGUGUUUGCGGCACUACGCCUAGGAGGAGUGACGACUACUAUUGUCAAGACUUUUUCGGAUGAUGCAGGAACGGAAAAGUUUAAUCAUAUGGUGGUGGAUAAAAACACGGGUAGAGUGUACGUAGGAGCAGUGAACAGACUGUACCAGCUCUCACCUGAGCUGGAUCUGGUGAUGAGUGAUGUGAACGGACCACACGAUGACUCGCCGGAGUGCUCCGUCAUCGACUGUCCCAGCAAUGUGGUCAAGAAGAAAACAGACAAUGUAAAUAAAGCCCUAGUCAUAGAUUACACUACUAGUAGACUGAUAUCAUGCGGCAGCUUAUUUCAAGGGAUGUGCUCCGUGAGAAACCUCCAUAAUAUAUCCGAUAUAGCUUUAUCUGUGAAAGAGGCGGUGGUCGCUAAUAAUGCCACAGCGUCGACUGUGGCCUUCAUUGCGCCCGGUCCUCCCAACCCUCCUGUCACCCAAGUCAUGUAUGUGGGAGUCACAUACACUGGUAAUUCUCCAUAUCGGUCGGAAGUGCCAGCAGUAUCUUCACGUAGCUUGGACAAAGACAAAAUGUUCAUGAUAGCAGCUACGGCAGUCACCACCGGCACUCGGAUGUUUGUCAAUUCGUUAGCUCGAGAAAGAUAUCCUAUUAACUACAUUUACGGUUUCGCUUCCGAAGGCUUUAGCUAUUUUUUGACUACCCAAAUGAAAUACAGUUCACCGUCCCCCUUUAUUUCCAAAUUAGUAAGAGUGUGUUUCGACGACAGCAACUAUUACUCGUACACUGAGAUUCCAAUCGAUUGUAUAAGUGAAGGAGGAAAAGCUUACAACUUAGUACAAGCUGGAUUCGUCGGAAAACCCGGUUCGGACCUAGCAGCGGAUCUCGGAAUCACGGCUCAGGACGAUGUAUUAUUCGCUGUAUUCUCAGAAAGUGAACAGACAGAAGGUGAAGGCUCGAGUAAACCGAGUCCUUAUAGUGCGUUGUGUGUAUAUUCAUUGAAGGCCAUCAGGAGAAAAUUCAUGCAGAAUAUCAAGACCUGCUUCAGCGGCCUUGGAAAUCGAGGGCUGGACUUCAUUUCUCCUAGUCACAACUGCAUUUUAACGAAGUUGCAGACCAUUGGCGAAGACUUCUGUGGCCUCGAUGUCAACACCCCCCUUGGAGGAGAGACUCCAAUGGCAGCUGUUCCUGUGUUGGUGUUCAACGUCCACCUCACCGCCAUAGCCGCAACAUCUACCGGCGACUACACGGUUGUGUUUGUAGGCACCAGCAAGGGGCAUCUCAAAAAGAUCGUAGUGGAGAGCUCCAAGGCAGCCCAAGAGUAUGGUGAUCUCUUGGUGGUGGAAAAUUCAGCCGUCAAUCAGGACCUGCGAUUUGACAACCAACUCAUGCAUCUUUACGUCAUGACGGAGAGAAAGGUGUCCAAGGUGAAAGUGCAAGAGUGCAAUGUUUACAAGACUUGCUGGGAUUGCCUAGGAGCUAAAGACCCCUACUGUGGGUGGUGCUCUCUAGAAAACAAAUGCAGUCUACGCAGUGAUUGUCAAGACGCAGCCAAGGACGUAUUGUACUGGAUAUCAUACAAGAGUGGUCGAUGUACUACCAUCACUACUGUCACUCCCAACCAACUGCAGCGCACAACAGCUAGGACGCUUGAGCUGGUGAUAGACAACUUGCCUACGUUGUCGGGGCAGUUCCAGUGUGCAUUUACAGCUUUGGACAAAUCCUUGACAACCAAUGCCACUCGUAAACCUUACGGUGUCAACUGCACGACCCCUCGCACUGACCUUCUGCCGUCCAUACCUCCAGGACAACAUCACUUCACUGCCAAAUUGUCAGUGAGGAUGACAAAUGGACCGGACUUUGUGGCAACAAACUUCACAUUCUUCGACUGCAACACGUACAGUUCGUGUACGCAGUGUGUGUCCUCAUCUUUCCCCUGUGAUUGGUGUGUGGACGGCCAUCGCUGUACCCACGACACCGCGGAGAACUGUCGCAACGACAUUCUUGUCACUGGCGUUAGUAGGAUAGGACCGAGUUAUAGAAGCGGACCAGGUUUCUGCCCUACGAUCAACGCAACCACAGGGGGAUCAACAGAGAUUCUUGUAUCUUCUGGUCUGAAGAAAAGUCUCAGGGUCAAAGUGCAUAUUAUUGGGCAAUUCAUCGUCCAGACGAGGUUUGUUUGCCAGUUCAACAUCGAGGGACGUGUCACUAGUGUCAACGCCAAUCUGCUAGGAGACACUAUCUACUGUGAAAGCAUGGAGUUCUCAUACACCUCCAAAGCCCCUAAUAUCACUGCUACUUUUGCUGUUAUUUGGGGAGGUUCUAAGCCCUUGGAUAACCCAGAUAACAUUCACGUGGUGAUAUACCGGUGUCGAGAGAUGGCAGACAAUUGUGGUAUGUGUCUGGCACUGGCAGAGAAGUUUGCCUGUGGUUGGUGCCAGGUGUCUGACCGGUGUGAAGUCUCGGAGCAGUGUGAUAGAGGUGGAGGUAUCUGGUUGGACCGCAACCACACUUGUCCCAACCCUGAGGUCACCACUUUCUACCCUCAACUGGGACCUUGGGAGGGAGGCACCAACAUUACUAUUCAAGGUAUCAACUUGGGUAAAACCUUCCGAGAUGUUUACGGUGGAGUAGAAGUUGCUGGCUUGCCGUGUGAACCGUACGAAGAACUUUACGAGAAGACAAAGAAGAUUGUCUGCCGAGUGGACAGUCCAGGAACCAAUGUGAUGCGGAGAGGACCUGUGGUGGUGAGGGUAGCGGAUUUCCGAGGCGAGAGCAAACAAACGUACGAGUUUGUUGAUCCUAGCCUCGAGUCUAUCUCACCAAAGUUCGGCCCUAGAUCAGGAGGAACCUUGUUGAAGAUCCAGGGCAACUACAUGAAUGCUGGCUCCCGCAUACAGGCUUUCAUUGACACUCUGCCCUGUGAUAUAAUAUCUACCAGUCCUACUGAAGCCUUGUGCAUCACAAGUGCAUCAGAUCGGCAGCGCAGUGGGAAGGUCAAAAUGAAGUUUGACAAAGGAGAUCGUUCAUAUGACAAGGAGCUGUUUGAGUACGUUGAGGAUCCCACCAUAGAAUCUGCCGAGUCUGGAGUCGCGAGUCAGCUGAAGAUUCCAAAGGGUAUCCCUGCCGGUGGAAUCCUCAUUACAGUGACUGGGAAGAACCUAGCCUACAUCCAAAACCCUCAGAUGUAUGUCUACUACAACGGGAAAAUGUUCCUCAGUAAAUGCAACGUAAGGAGCAAUUCGCUGAUGAAGUGCUACUCCCCAGAGAUAGACAUCGGUGAUGCUGAGUUGGAUGCUGAACACCCAGAGAAGCUGGAGUAUGGGUUCAAGAUGGACAAUGUGGCCGGAGUACAAAACCUCACGAGACACGGCUUCCCACCCUUCCUGCUCUUCCCCAACCCCUUGUACGACAAGUUCGAUGAGGAAGUCAAGUACUACAAGAGUGACUACCUAACCAUCAAUGGCCAGCACUUGGACAGAGCAUCACAGGAGGCAGAUGUGAAGGUGAAGAUCGGCAAUGCUGAUUGCAAUGUAACCUCGUUGUCCAGACAACAGCUGACUUGUCGUCCGCCGCCCACUCAACCUCUAGACAGUCAUGAAAACCAGGGACCUGAGCCCUCUACUCUGCCUGAAGUUGUGGUUGUAGUGGGAGCUGGAGGGGCUCUUCGGUACACGAUUGGCCGGCUCAGCUAUGAAUCUCCUACAGGCAUCAACAGUCCCCUCAGCAAGCCAGCCAUGUUUGGAGUCAUAGCUGGCAUUCUGCUGCUUCUGGUUGUUUUCAUUGCAUUCCUCAUUGCAUACAGACGCAAGUCUACCGAGAGCAAUAGAGUCCUCAAGAACAUGCAGGAGCAGAUGGACAUUCUUGAGCUCAGGGUGGCUGCUGAAUGCAAAGAAGCUUUUGCCGAGCUACAGACUGAGAUGACAGAUCUGACUGGAGAUCUUACCUCCGGAGGUAUUCCGUUCCUAGACUACCGCACGUACGCCAUGAAGAUCCUGUUCCCCAGCACUGAGGAUCACGCAGUUCUACAAUGGGAACGACCUGAGCUGCUGCGUAACGACAAAGGGCUGCGGUUGUUCGGUCAGCUGAUACUCAACAAGACGUUCCUGCUGCUCUUCAUCCGCACUCUCGAGAGUAACCGCUACUUCUCUAUGAGAGACAGAGUAAACGUCGCUUCUCUGAUCAUGGUUACACUUCAGAGCAAGAUGGACUAUUGUACAGAUAUACUCAAGACUUUACUUGCUGAACUGAUUGAGAAGUGUAUGGAGGGUAAAAGCCACCCUAAACUCUUGCUCCGCAGAACGGAGAGUGUGGCAGAGAAGAUGUUGUCCGCAUGGUUUACGUUCCUGCUAUACAAGUUUCUACGUGAGUGUGCUGGAGAGCCGUUGUAUUUGUUGUUCCGUGCCAUGAAGCAGCAAGUAGACAAGGGGCCGGUUGACGCCAUCACUUCCGAGGCCAGAUAUUCUCUCAGUGAAGAGAAACUCAUUCGACAAUCCAUAGAUUUUAAACCAAUGACCGUAUUGGUGUCUAUAUCCCAGCAGACUGUCUUUGUGACAGGGCUUGACCCUAACACAGAAAAUGUUCCAGUCAAAGUGCUCGACUGUGAUACAAUUUCUCAAGUUAAAGAGAAAGCUCUGGAUACCAUUUAUAGAAAUGUUCAAUAUAGCCAGCGUCCACGUAAAGACGACUUAGAUGUCGAGUGGAGAACUGGUACUUCUGGUAGGCUGAUUCUCUACGAUGAGGACAGCACAACCAAGACUGAAGGAGAAUGGAAGAAGCGUAAUACUCUCAAUCACUAUAGGGUACCUGACGGGGCGUGUUUGAACUUGGUGUCCAAACAGUCGUCCAUCUAUAACCUCUCAAUCCUGUCGGACAAGACGGACAAGUCUCACAAGUACGAGACUCUCAACCUCAGCAAGUUCAGCUCAGGCAGUCCUCCGCUCAGUCGGGCCACGUCUCCUCUCAACCACGACCACGACGGAGGCCUCAAGGUGUGGCACCUUGUAAAACACCACGAUACGGAUGCACAGAAGGAGGGAGAGCGAGGAAACAAGAUGGUGUCUGAGAUUUAUCUCACUAGGUUACUCGCCACCAAGGGAACUUUACAAAAGUUUGUGGAUGACCUGUUUGAGACAAUCUUCAGCACAGCUCAUAGAGGCAGUGCUCUGCCGCUAGCCAUCAAGUACAUGUUUGACUUCCUGGACGACCAAGCUCUUCAGCACAGCAUCACUGAUCCGGAGGUCGUCCACACCUGGAAAAGCAACAGCUUACCAUUGCGGUUUUGGGUGAAUCUUAUAAAGAACCCCAACUUUGUGUUUGACAUACACAAGUCGAACAUCGUAGACUCUUGUCUUUCCGUAGUGGCCCAGACAUUCAUGGACUCCUGCUCUACUUCUGAUCACAGGCUAGGCAAGGAUUCUCCCAGUUCCAAGUUGUUGUACGCCAAGGAUAUCCCAGUGUACAAGGAGUGGGUGGAGCGUUACUACUCGGAUAUCAAGAUGAUGCCGGCCAUCUCAGACCAAGAUAUGGGAGCCAUGCUGGCUGAGGAGUCAAGGGCUCACUCAACAGAGUUCAACACAAAUUGUGCACUCCAAGAAUUGUACAGUUAUGCCAUGAAAUACAAUGAACAGUUAAGUGUAACCCUUGAAGAAGAUGAAUUUUCUCAAAAGCAAAGACUGGCAUUUAAAUUGGAACAAGUUCACAACAUUAUGGAAUCGAACCCUUGAGCCCAUCUCUUCUCUUUUUACAUUGCUCAAACGAAUGAUGAGUGAAGAAGUAUCAUGACAGGAAAUAUUCCCCCGAAGUGCCUCGGUAGAAUGAAUCCGCUGAAAGUGUCGUGUGAGUCCCAAACGAACAACUAGUGGAAAGAACAAAUGUCUCUUGACAUCCGAUGAGUGUGUGGUGUGUUUGGGUGGUUGUAGGAAGUUCGAUAUAUUUUCUAUCUGUACUUAAUUGUUUUGGGUCAUCUUUGUCGAAAAAAUAUAUAUAAUAAUAAUCAUCAUCGGUGUUGUUUGAAGCUUGAAAUGUUUAUCAAAUUUAAUACUUUGGAUGUUUGCGAUUUACAUGAACCGUUCUUUCUCAACCUCGUAUCAAAAUGGUACCGAUUUAAACCACUGUAUCGAUGUAAAACUAUGUUUUUUUAGAUAAUGACAAAUUAUCUAAUAGCAGUUAUUAUCUGUGUAUGUAUUGUGAAACGGUGAAAUCUCAUUUCAUUCAUAAGCUCAUUUGUGCCGUGUCCACAACACCCAAGCAAACCAUUUGGUCAACUGACCUGUAGUUUACGCAUCGACACUUAUACUUAUUAUAAUAUUUUAUCCUAUUCGAGAUAAUUCUCUAUCUUUAGUUCUUAAGAUAUGUUUAUUAUCGGUGACAAAUAUAGCAAUAAAUUUAUAAUAAGUUUUACGCUUUUGCUAUAUUUUUAUUAUAUAUUUUCUCGAGAUUAAUAUCAAUUAUGUAUUUUGUUACCAACUGAUAUUAGUUUUUGUAAAGUCUUUACAAAUGCAUGUCUCGACUCAAUCGCAUGAGAUAGAUUAACGUAAUUUCAAAUAAUAUUUUAACGAGGUUGAUUCUCGAAAUGUAUAUGUAAACUAGAUUUUAUUUUAACAGAAUAUGAUAAAGUUUGUAAAUCAAGCAAUACAGCUCUUUUAUUAUAAUAUACCUAGUUCCUUUUAUUUGUAUUCUUUCUGUAAAUACUGUACUUAAUUAACUAGUUUUAAGAUUUUUUUUAUAAACACAAACGAGCUUUUGAAUGAUAAUUUUUUAUUAUAUUAUCAUUGUAAAAAAAUAAUUUAUAAACCUUUUGUGUAAGAUUUUAUUAUCGAACAAACUAUGUCCAGUGAAGCGAAUAAAUUUGAAAACCCCUACUUAAAAUAAGCCUUCAUCUUGCCUGUUGUCCAAAAACAUUUAAAUUGAUACAUCCACCGUUUAUCGCAAAAUAUUAAUGUACCUGGGCCAUGUUAGAUAGAUUAGUGUCGAGGACUUACUCACUUCCAUAAGUAGUAAGUGAUUUAUCAGAUUCGAAGCAAUUAAUGAACAUCGUCUCAGGGAUAUGUAUGUUUAGUUGUUUGAAUGUCAGACUAUCUGUGCACAAAUGCUGUUUUAAUUGUGUUUUAUCUGUAACGUGGUCCGGUAGUUGUUACAUUCCUCAAAAACUGUAGCAUUCCAAGUAAACAGUUAUUACGUAAGUUGUACGUCUCCUCGCGUUGAUAAUAAUUGUUAUACCUAGGAAGGGUCGGUAGCCUGAAUCUAAAUCGUUUUCUAUUUCAUUAAAAACUUCUUAACAAAUCUGUGUACAGGAAAGAAAAUCAACGAAACUAUUUUGUUUAUAGGUGUUUAUUCGUUUUAGCGUUAUUUUAAUAUUAGGUUAUUCCAAGUGGCACCCUAAAGCAUUUUUAAGCAUUUGCGGGAAGAGGCUUUCCCCACGCCUUUUGUAUGAAUCGCAAUGCCUCUAACCGAUAUGUAAAGUAGAUCUUAAGAAUGUAAUGUAACAUCUUGUAAGACGUGACUUUUCUUAACGUAAACGAAUGAAUGUUAUAUAAUAACUAAAUGUGAAUAGCAAUACGGGUAUGUGUGUGGUCCGGCCUUACCCUCUGGACAUAGUCAAACACAUCACUUUCUGCAACUCAUCUGACCACUGUUUCUGAUUUAAUAGAGUCGUUUAUAUGAUUUGUGAAUGUCUGAUUUUAAUGUCUUCCAUGUUGCACCAAAUUGUCAAGAUGAAGCUCCCGUUGAUGUAUCGAUGUGGUCUAUGUGUCGGAUAAUCGAUGUAACGUAUCGGUGUGGCACUUUACCGAGGACCAAACCAACGCUCCCCCUUCCAUUCCGAUAAACGUUUUAUGUUCGAUCAAACCAAACUCAAUCCUGUAAAAUAAUAAUAUUCUAUAUGUUUUAUAUAUCUAUAUACAUACAUGUAUAUAUAUACAAUAAUCAUGCUUGUGUAUUUAUAUGUAUACAUGUAUAUAUAUGAACAAUUCGAAAGACGAGCAAUGUUAGGCAAGAGUCACUGUGUCAUUUUAUUAUCGAUAAUAAGAUUAUAAUAAAAAUGUCAAAUUUGACGAAUGCACUGUAAAUAAUAUAAUUUUGCUUAAAAUGUUGGAUGUAUUGAAUGGAAUGUAUAAUAAUUUAUAUGCAUCGCUGGUCCACAACACCACUAAUAUAACUUUAUCAUUUGACUGUAUGGAUAUGCUCAGUGUUUUGUCACUAAAAGAAAGCAAUUUUUCAUGCAGCUUUGUUUUCUUAUUUAACCUUCUCCAACUUAAUGUAGGGCUUUUUAAAUAUGUAAUUUACAAUGAAUUAUCUUCAACCAGUUCCAUUUAAUGGUUUGUUGUAUUAAACAUAAUUAGUCUCUUUAAUUAUUUGUAAAAUAUUUUAUGUAUUUUUUAAAACCACAAUUUAAAAAUUAUUAAAAUUUUUUUAUGUAUUUUGAAUCUACAAUUUUUAGUUUUUGCUGGAAACCUUCCCGAAUAAACUACAAACGGAGGCUUUUCUUGUACUUGAAUAAAUCUUAAACAGUAUUUUAUUUUGACUUUGUAAUUUUGUUUGGUGUCCUAAAUGCAUAACAGAAUUCAGUACAUUGUAGCUUAAGAACAAAUAUAAAAUGUAUUUGAUAUUUAAAUUAGAACAUUCCAUGAUGAAAUAAAUUGACUGAAAUAUUUUCAAACAAGAAAUGUCAUGUUUGGUCUUUUUACUGCUAUACUUGUUUCUUAAUAAAU
Messenger RNA from Macrosteles quadrilineatus (aster leafhopper), 9524 nucleotides. It is a transcript of the gene PlexA, whose product is annotated as plexin-A2. NCBI's taxonomy places the organism in Eukaryota, Metazoa, Arthropoda, Insecta, Hemiptera, Cicadellidae. Gene Ontology annotation, cellular component: semaphorin receptor complex. Gene Ontology annotation, molecular function: semaphorin receptor activity; protein binding. The coding region runs from base 807 to 6539 and encodes 1910 amino acids. Gene Ontology annotation, biological process: regulation of cell shape; semaphorin-plexin signaling pathway involved in axon guidance; negative regulation of cell adhesion. The transcript has 27 exons. The record is from RefSeq and is a predicted model, not a curated record.